This is a messenger RNA of Acanthaster planci (crown-of-thorns starfish), 435 nucleotides long. RefSeq lists its product as uncharacterized. Gene Ontology annotation, cellular component: cytoplasm. Gene Ontology annotation, molecular function: protein binding. Gene Ontology annotation, biological process: signal transduction. The record is from RefSeq and is a predicted model, not a curated record. Lineage: Eukaryota; Metazoa; Echinodermata; Asteroidea; Valvatida; Acanthasteridae.
AUGGCUGCCACCAUGGAAAUCAUGCGGGAACUGAAGUCCUUGGGAAAGAUGAAGGUAGAGGUGCCCACCAACCACUGGUCCAGUGCCGAGUUCAAGAGGCGGCAGAAGCAGAUCCUGGACGAGAUAUUCCUCUGCCUGAUGAGAGGCCUGGUGGAUGGAUGCUACGAUGAGAACGGAUUGAACGCCCUUCACCUCAGCUCCAAAGAGGGCCAUCUGAACAUCGUCAAGGAGCUGUUGAAGAGAGGCGCCAAUGUGGAUGCUGCCACUAAGAAAGGAAACACUGCCCUUCACAUUGCGUCAUUGGCUGGCCAGCAGCCCAUUGUGGAAGCCUUGGUGGAGCACGGCGCCAAUGUCAACGUACAGUCACAGAUUCGUAAAGACCAGCCAAGACGCCACGGUGUACAGGUGAGUUAUUGGGAGAUGUUCACCAACUAG